AUGCAAGUACUUCAACGUACGGGCAUAAAUUAUUGACAAUUGAUAGUGCAGCACGUGAAUUUUCUGAAAUUUCCAACGACUGGAAGUGUUUUUGUAAAAAAAACCCAAUUUUUGACUAAACUAUAAAAAAAUGAGCGUGCCCCUGCCCCCAGGUACUGGACUGGAGAACAUCGAUGGUGAACAAAUCAAAACGUUCAAAGACUUCCUCAUCUCGUACAAUAAGUUGACCGAAAUGUGCUUUCUGGACUGUGUCUCUGAUUUUACCAGCAGAAACAUCAAGCAGGCAGAGGACAAGUGCUCGCUUAACUGUCUGGAAAAGUUCCUCAAAGUCAACCAGAGAAUAUCGCAACGCUUCCAAGAGUUCCAGCUGCUGGCAAACGAGAAUGCUCUGGCCACUAAGCAGCCCGCCUCCUGAGUGAGGCCCGAAAGGUGCUAGUUUUGUUGAAUAGUUUAUUUAUUAUAGUUAAGGGAGUAUCGAAGA
Messenger RNA from Dendroctonus ponderosae (mountain pine beetle), 481 nucleotides. It is a transcript of the gene Tim9a, whose product is annotated as mitochondrial import inner membrane translocase subunit Tim9. The record is from RefSeq and is a predicted model, not a curated record. The coding region runs from base 131 to 415 and encodes 94 amino acids. The transcript has 3 exons. NCBI's taxonomy places the organism in Eukaryota, Metazoa, Arthropoda, Insecta, Coleoptera, Curculionidae.